Molecule: messenger RNA, 672 nt
Organism: Hydatigera taeniaeformis
Lineage: Eukaryota; Metazoa; Platyhelminthes; Cestoda; Cyclophyllidea; Taeniidae
Source: the annotation of a GenBank genome assembly
AUGUCAGCUCCAGUCGAGGUCUGUGGAAGUGAUGUUGUUCGACUUAUGGCCGAUCUGAAGGAUUGGCAGAAGCUUGUUGUUCAAUUUGAAUGUGUACUUACUUGGGAAAAACCAUUGGUCCUGUUAUACAUUAUUCUUGUUGUCACCUUAUUUUACGCCCUCCUUUGGACUUUCGAACCGCCUUUUCUUGUGUCACUUGGCUGUCUUUCACUCUGCUUUAGUCUUUGGUGCUAUUUCGGCCCGAAAUUGGCAUUGAGAUUUCUUCCUUCAGUACCGCUGGCUGAGCAUAAUCAACGAUAUCGGGCUUUUUGUCGAAGGAUUCUAAAUGGACGCCAACUGUUUAUUUCGAUUUUUCAGCACCUGUCAGAAUUGAGGCAACGCAGGCCCUAUGUUUAUACUAUUGUUUGUUUGUGUGGCAUCGUAAAUCUGGAAGUUUUGACUUAUGAUUACGAUGGAAUUCUUAUCGCAUAUGUCCUCACUAUCGUUGGUCUACUUAUUCCCGGAAUUCGACACACUGGAGUUCUCAGAAUAAUAUAUCUGUUAGUAAGGAAGUCUCUUCGAUUUGUUUGGCGGAUCAUUUCUCGAGUAAUAUGCUUUCUCUACUCCCUAUUACCCUUGAAUCGGCGGAAAACUGACAACAAAGACAUGAGUGAUGUGGCUGUGAGCAACUAG